Blepharisma stoltei is the source of this 1367-nucleotide messenger RNA. The record is from the annotation of a GenBank genome assembly. NCBI's taxonomy places the organism in Eukaryota, Ciliophora, Heterotrichea, Heterotrichida, Blepharismidae.
AUGAGAUUAAACGCGCAAGCAUCUACUCUAUGCACAAGAAUAUUUUAUAUCCUUGCACACGCAUUGGCUUUUACAGUUCUCUUUUACUAUCCAAGUGACUUCACCUCUAACAUGUCAUAUCCGUUCUUCACAUUCAUUUUGUUAAAACUUGCAGCUUCUAUCCAAUAUUUUACUUGUGGAAUUAAUCCAGGCUAUUUAAAAGACUAUGAUACCUCACACUAUCAACAAAUUGAAGACGAUUGGCAGCCUCCUCCUCAAUUCACCUGCAAUACUUGCAAAAUUAUCAUUCCAUAUAGAUCUAACUCCCUCCUCUGUCAGUGAAAACAACCAUAGGAAAAAUCCCUAUUUUUGGCUCAUCAGCCUCUGUGAAAGAAGAAAAAUUUUUUCAUGAAAAAUAAUUCUUAUAUAUAAGUGACAAUUAAUAUAACGAAGUCUCUAGCUAAUUCUGUUAAAUUUUAAACAGCUUGCAUCUAAAAUAUAAAUUUUAAAAGUUAAAAUUAAUUUUUGCUUUACAACUUUUGAGGAUAGGGAAGGGAUAUUUUCAAAUUUUGAAAAAAAAAUUACUAAAAAUUAGCCCCUUCUGUGAGCAAGUGGGAGUAAGCAUUGCAAAGACUGUGAUUUAUGCGUCGCAUCAUUUGAUCACCACUGUUAUUGAAUAGGCUCAUGUGUUGGAGAGCUAAAUCACUUUCCUUCACCUCUUUAAAUUGGAACAAAAUGUUUCGAAAUUUUUCUAUAUAAAUAGUUUUGAAUUAAUUUAAUGGAGUAAGCACAAGUAGAAUGCUAUUUAAACAGUUAACGCAUUGAAUAGAUUAAUUUUUAGAAUCGAUUCUUCAUAAAAUAACUCAAAAAAUAAUUCAAUUCAUGCUUUUAAUUUUUUUAAUCAUAUAAAAUCAUAUAAUUUUAUUUUUAAAAAAAAAAACCUGUUUAAAUAGGAACAGAAUUUUUUGUUCAAAUUUAAUGGAGGAAUUAGAUUUUGCUUGUAUUUAUUGAGUGAGUCGUUAAGCUUGAUCCUUUUUGCAAAUAAUUGUGUAAGCGGGAUGUCCAGAGAUAAGCAAGCGUAUGGAGCUUUUAUAGUAGUCUUCGCAAUUUCUGGCUUAAUGGGAGUUAUGACAUUAGGAAUGGGGAUUUAUCAUAUUUACUUGGUAUCAAUUGCAUCUACCACAUGGGAAAGCCAAAAAUGAAAUAAAAUCACAUAUUUAAAUAUUUACCCAAGAAGUUUUAAUCCUUUUAGCAAAGGGAUUAUAAAAAACUGAAAGAAUGCAAUAUUUGAUAAACGUCCCCGGCAGUGGAUACUUCCAAAGCCUCCUCAGUCCACAAGACAAAUCUCUUUCAGUUUCUUUGAUAAUCAAUAUUACAGCUGCUGCUAA